UCCGCGAUCCCAGCAUGCCCCUGGCGCGGCCGCUCUGCCCAACCCGCCCGUCUCGCUGCCCGCGGCACAUGCUCGGUGCGCGGGGCCGGCCCGGCCUCCUCGCGGCCUCCUCGCGGCCUCGGUAGCGGCAGGGUCCCGGAGCCCGGCAUGGCGCCCCCCACCGGCAGCGUGGUGGACAGCCAGGCCCCGCGGCUGGUGGCCGAGCAGCUGCGCUGGGACCUGAGCGCCGAGCAGAUCGAGCGCAUGGCCGCCGAGCUGACCGAGAGGACCAAGCUGGUGUACGACCGCGUGGGCGCCCAGGAGCGGGGAGAGGUGUCCUACGAGAACACCCUCAAGGCCCUGGCUGACGUGGAGGUGGAAUACACGGUCCGCCGGAACAUGCUGGACUUCCCCCAGCACGUCUCUCCCUGCAAAGACAUCCGCGCUGCGAGCACCGAGGCUGACAAGAAGCUCUCGGAGUUCGACGUGGAGAUGAGCAUGAGGCAGGACGUGUACCAGAGGAUCGUCUGGCUGCAGGAGAAAGCGGAGAGCGCUUCGCUGAAGCCCGAAGCUAAGAGGUACCUGGAGAGGCUGAUCAAACUGGGCAAAAGAAACGGGCUCCAUCUCCCCGAGGAAACGCAGGAGAAAAUCAAAGCUAUUAAGAAAAAGCUGAGCGUCCUCUGCAUAGACUUCAACAAGAACCUCAACGAAGACACCACCUUCUUGCCCUUCUCCAAGGAGGAGCUAGGGGGGCUCCCCGAGGACUUCCUCAACUCCCUGGAGAAGACCGAGGACGGCAAGCUGAAGGUCACCCUGAAGUACCCGCACUAUUUCCCUCUCUUGAAGAAGUGCUACGUGCCCGAGACGAGGAGGAAGGUGGAAGAAAUGUUCAACUCCAGGUGCAAAGAGGAGAACUGCCUGAUCCUCAAGGAGCUGGUGGACUUGCGGGCUCAGAAAGCCGGCCUGCUGGGCUUCAGCACCCACGCCGACUUUGUGCUGGAGAUGAACAUGGCGAAAAGCAGCAGGACGGUGGCCACGUUCCUGGAUGAGCUGGCCCAGAAGCUGAAACCCCUCGGGGAGAAGGAGCGGGCCGUGAUCCUGGACCUGAAAAAGAAAGAGUGCGAGAAGCGAGGGCUGGAGUUCGACAACCGCAUCAAUGCCUGGGACAUGCGCUACUACAUGAACCAGGUGGAGGAGACCAAGUACAGCGUGGACCAGAAUCUGCUGAAGGAGUACUUCCCCAUGCAGGUGGUCACCACGGGCCUGCUGGCCAUCUACCAGGAGCUGCUGGGGCUCACCUUCCACCUGGAAGAGAAGGCUCAGGUGUGGCACGAGGACGUCCAGCUGUACACGGUGAAGGACGCCUCCUCCGGGGAGACCAUCGGCAAAUUCUACCUGGAUCUGUACCCGCGGGAAGGGAAGUACGGGCACGCAGCCUGCUUCGGCCUGCAGCCGGGCUGCCUCCUGCCGGACUCCAGCCGGCAGAUCUCGGUGGCUGCCAUGGUGGCCAACUUCACCAAGCCCACGCCGGACGCGCCUUCCCUGCUGCAGCACGACGAGGUGGAGACCUAUUUCCACGAAUUCGGGCACGUCAUGCACCAGCUGUGCUCUCAGGCGGAGUUCGCUAUGUUCAGUGGGACGCACGUGGAGCGGGACUUCGUCGAGGCGCCGUCCCAGAUGCUGGAGAACUGGGUGUGGGAGAAGGAGCCGCUGCUGCGCAUGUCCAGGCACUACAAAACUGGAAGCCCCAUCCCCGACGAGCUGCUGGAGAAGCUCAUUAAAUCCCGGCAGGCAAACACAGGACUGUUCAACUUGCGUCAGAUCGUCCUGGCCAAGGUGGACCAGGCGCUGCACACCCAGACGAAGGCUGACCCCGUGGAGGUGUUUGCCCAGCUGUGCGAGGAGGUGCUGGGUGUCCCCGCCACGCCAGGUACAAACAUGCCGGCCACCUUUGGCCACUUGGCUGGAGGCUACGACGCGCAGUACUACGGCUACCUCUGGAGCGAGGUGUACUCCAUGGACAUGUUCCACACGCGCUUCAAGCAGGAGGGGAUCAUGAACUGCAAGGUGGGUAUGGAUUACAGGAACUGCAUCCUGCAUCCCGGCGGCUCCCUGGACGCUUCCGACAUGUUGAGGAAGUUCCUGGGCCGCGAGCCCAAGCAGGACGCCUUCCUGGCCAGCAAAGGACUGAAGGUGGAGAGCAACUCGCUGCCUUCAGCCUGCUAAGAAACUGCUCCAGCCCGUCUGAGUCGAGCCAGCUCCUUGUCUACGACACCCGGUACAUCCCAACGCGGCCUGGGCCAGCCCCGCCGGGAGCUGUUCCUCCAGGAUCCUGCUCCGAGGGCUCUGCAGUGACAGCUCUGCGCGGGGAAUUCAAUCCCCUUUGUCGCCCCCACCCCAAAGAACAGGGGAUGGGGCUGGCGCCAGCCCCCCAGAAUUGGCUGAACUUUGAACCCAGUUUCUGCACAAGGGUGAGUUUCAGCCUCAUCGUGAGCUGGGGAGGAGGGUGAGAGGAGGCAGCGAACCCAAAUCCUUGUUCUCAAGAAUCCUUUUAAAUUCCUUUUUAACCAACGAGACUUCCCCCAGGGCUUGGCUUGUUUUGUGCCCAGGGCAGACUUUGAGCACAAAACAAAGGACCCGAGGGAGCUCUUUUAGGAGCCUGGCUCUCCCCGGCUUUGGGCAGCUGUGGAAUAAAGAUGGGGAGAUCUUAGAAAUGGUUGCAUUUACCGCAGCGUCCUGCCCCGAGCCCCUCAGCUGCUCCUGAACAAGGGCUCUGGUGCGUGUGGCUCUUGCCUUCGCAGCCCCUUGGCCCCCCGGGGCCAUCUGAGGGCAGCUGAUGGCUGCCUUCUGGGCUCAGGCCACGGCAGCUAUUGCUGUCACCUCUAAGCCAGGGUGGAACAGGGGUGGGCCGUGGAAAAAAA
Molecule: messenger RNA, 2900 nt
Organism: Oxyura jamaicensis (ruddy duck)
Lineage: Eukaryota; Metazoa; Chordata; Aves; Anseriformes; Anatidae
Gene: THOP1
Product: thimet oligopeptidase 1
Exons: 13
Coding region: 148-2205 (685 amino acids)
Biological process (GO): proteolysis; peptide metabolic process
Cellular component (GO): mitochondrial intermembrane space
Molecular function (GO): metalloendopeptidase activity
Source: RefSeq, a predicted model, not a curated record